CCAUGCCAGAUGUUCAGUUUCAUAGUUCGGUAAUGCCAAUUUUAGGCCAAUUAUUAAAUUAUUAAUAUUUCUGCAAAAGUAGUAUGAGGAUCUCACAUCAAUCUUAGUUAUUUGAAAAACUGAAAUUUGGCGUACCUCAGUAGAAACGUUUCGGUAUCACUGUGAUUUUUUCGAUUUUUUAGUGUGGGCCUAAGACUGAGAGACUACAGACUUGAAAAGUUGUUCUGGCAUCCUUGCCGAUGACAUUGCUUGUUUCGAGUUCGAAGAGGUAUCUCAGAUUUGAAAGUAUUAAAAAAAAACAAUUUAAUUAAAAUGCCUAUUGAAAAUCUUGAAGAACAAGGAUUAGAGAAGAAUCCUAAUCUUGAGCUGUCGCAAAUUAAGUUCUUGCUUAGUUUACCGGAAUACAACCAGGAUAAGCCAUUAGCCGAGAAGUUGUUCUCUGCGAUUAAAGCGGAUAAUAUGGGUCCUUGGUACGAAGAAGUAUGCAAAGAUUUGGGUUGGACUACAGAUAAUCAGUUACUAAAUGAAAUGAAAGAAGUGAACCGCAAAAAGCUCGAGGAACUCGAUGCUAUCAUUGAAGAUGCCGAGAAGAAUUUAGGUGAAAUGGAAGUAAGAGAAGCCAACCUGAAAAAAUCGGAAUAUCUAUGUAGAAUUGGAGAUAAAGAAGGUGCUAUAUCUGCAUUCAGGAAGACGUAUGACAAAACAGUAUCUCUUGGUCAUCGUUUGGAUAUUGUUUUCCAUAAUAUUCGCAUAGGAUUGUUUUAUCUGGAUCAUGAUUUGAUUACAAGAAAUAUUGAAAAAGCGAAAACCCUAAUCGAAGAAGGAGGAGACUGGGAUCGACGAAAUCGUCUUAAAGUUUAUCAAGGAGCGUACUGUGUAGCAAUACGUGAUUUCAAGGCUGCUGCAAACUUUUUCUUGGAUACAGUUAGUACGUUCACCAGCUACGAGUUAAUGGAUUACGCUUCUUUUGUGCGCUAUACUGUUUAUGUGUCAAUUAUUAGUUUGCCAAGAAAUGAACUUCGAGAUAAAGUCGUCAAAGGAGCCGAGAUUCAGGAAGUUUUGCAUCAACUACCCGAUGUCAAAGAGUACCUAUUUUCCUUGUAUAACUGCCAUUAUGCGGACUUUUUCAAAAACCUUUCACUGGUUGAAACGGUAUUGCGCAAAGAUGUUCUCUUCCAUCCGCAUUAUCGUUUCUACGUACGGGAAAUGAGAAUCCUAGCAUAUACUCAGCUUCUGGAAUCAUAUCGUUCACUUACACUGCAGUACAUGGCCAAUGCAUUUGGUGUCAAUGUUGAUUAUAUAGAUGCAGAGCUUUCGAGAUUUAUUGCUGCAGGACGUUUACACUGUAAGGUGGAUCGUGUAGGAGGGAUCGUUGAAACCAACCGCCCAGAUAAUAAAAACUGGCAAUACCAAGCUACGAUUAAGCAAGGUGACAUUCUGCUCAACCGCGUACAGAAGCUUAGUCGAGUUAUUAAUAUAUAAAUUUUACAAUGUGAAUUGAGUGUAGCGUCAUACUUUUGCUGCAAAUAAACCUUAAAACUCUUCAUUGAAAA
Messenger RNA from Wyeomyia smithii (pitcher-plant mosquito), 1553 nucleotides. RefSeq names its product 26S proteasome non-ATPase regulatory subunit 6 (gene Rpn7). Gene Ontology annotation, cellular component: proteasome regulatory particle. The transcript is spliced from 2 exons. The coding region runs from base 313 to 1482 and encodes 389 amino acids. Gene Ontology annotation, biological process: proteasome-mediated ubiquitin-dependent protein catabolic process. The record is from RefSeq and is a predicted model, not a curated record. NCBI's taxonomy places the organism in Eukaryota, Metazoa, Arthropoda, Insecta, Diptera, Culicidae.